AUGAUGACCAUGCGCCCCUCGAAGUGCGCCUCGUUAACACCUCCAUGGACGAUGAUCUACAAAAUCUACGGCACCAGCUACACGCUGCUGAAUAAGAGACUCGCUGAUGGCGGUGAGCCCGACGCCACUAUCUUAACUUAUUUUCAUGAGCGGCAGGCGUUGUAUUUUACCAAGGAGGAAUACAAGGCUCUCUGGGGGGACGAGCCGAAUUCAGGGGAGAGGUUUGGUGUCGAAAAUAGCCGGGAGGAGCGUAGUAUCAAUGCGAGCAAGGAGCAGCUUGAGGAGGCUUUGGCCAGGAACCCGGCUGUUGGCAUUCAGAGUAUGCUUUAG
Molecule: messenger RNA, 330 nt
Organism: Penicillium expansum
Lineage: Eukaryota; Fungi; Ascomycota; Eurotiomycetes; Eurotiales; Aspergillaceae
Exons: 2
Coding region: 1-330 (109 amino acids)
Source: RefSeq, a predicted model, not a curated record